Molecule: messenger RNA, 638 nt
Organism: Aspergillus uvarum CBS 121591
Lineage: Eukaryota; Fungi; Ascomycota; Eurotiomycetes; Eurotiales; Aspergillaceae
Exons: 1
Coding region: 257-598 (113 amino acids)
Source: RefSeq, a predicted model, not a curated record
UGCGCCGACCACAUGAUUUAGCGCAUACCUUCGCUGCGCAUCACCCACGUCGCAGCCAUCAUUCAUGCCUGCCUGCCUACCUGCCUAGUUCUAGGCGCCUUCAGCACUAGGAGAGCUGAGAAGGAGAGGGUAAAAAAAAAGAGUGUGUAGCCUUCCCCGUACUCUAGUCGAAUCAACACUCGUUAAUAUGAGUAAAAUCCGCAGGCAGCUGAGUUUGUGGGGGUUGUAUGUGUCGCCUCGUCCGCGGUUCUGACUCAUGGGGGAAAGGAAAGAAAGGCUGAUGAGCCAUGCCAUCCAUGGUUGUUGUCUGAUGCAAUGCUGGCUUUAUUUUUCAUUUUCCCCCACAAUAAUAAUAAUAAUAAGGAAAUGCCGACGGAUGGCCGCUCGUUCGCCAUUUACCCGCAUGGCAUGUCAUCCCGGCUCUUUUUCGUCGCCCUUUCCAAUUCAAUUCGCCCUGUGGCUGCCGUCGCCAACAAUCCAACAGCCUCAUCAAAAACCCCCCCCCUUUUCCUCACCGAUGAGGAUGAGGAUGAGGAUGAGGAUGAGGAUGAGGAUGAUGAUGAUGAUGAUGAUGUAUUGGAUCUCGCCCAUCGUAUGACUUUUUGACUCCGCGUACCGCUUCUGCCCUGCCCAGCCCU